Messenger RNA from Uloborus diversus, 1298 nucleotides. RefSeq names its product testis-expressed protein 10 homolog. The coding region runs from base 72 to 1298 and encodes 408 amino acids. Gene Ontology annotation, cellular component: nucleus; MLL1 complex. The transcript has 7 exons. Lineage: Eukaryota; Metazoa; Arthropoda; Arachnida; Araneae; Uloboridae. The record is from RefSeq and is a predicted model, not a curated record.
CAAAACUGUUUGUAUUCCCGGCUCGAUUCCAGUGUUGUGAGAACAGUGUUCUGUUUUAUUCCACAUAAGAAAUGGGAAAGAAGAAACAACCAGAUUUUCAGAAAACUAAACUUAGAGUCGGUCGCACACUUCCAAAGGGAAGAAAUGUCACAGAUACUUCAUUUAAGUCAAAGAAAAUCACUGUGCCUUCACAAAAAAUAGAGAAAGCAGUGAAUCUCGAGGACCAACUGAAACUUGUGGGGCAUCACAAUCCCAAGACACAAAUUCUUACUCUUCAAUGGGUUUCUCAUUACAUACAAGCUAACUUCUCCAUUGAGCACUUGCCUCUCAUUUUAGAAAAGGCCGAAAGAGCGACAUUGGAUGUCGAUGCCGGCGUCAGGCAGGCUGCCAUAAAGCUUUUAGAUGCGACCUUGAGCCUUAGUUCCAGCUUGCAAGUUGAAGGACACAUUCGAUCCAUUAUUUGCAACCUUCGCUGCGGGAUGACCCAUGGCGACAUCAAAGUUCGGAAAGACGCUCUCCAUUUCCUGGAUGUGUUGCUGAGGAAUCAUCCGAAGCUUUUGAGCAGCUAUCAUUCAUUGCUGAGCGUCAUUCUGGACAUGAUAUCCUCCCGUUAUGCCAGCAAAAGUCACCGGAAAAAGAGGAGGACUUUGCCCGCUGUGUACGAUGGGGAUAUUAAAUCUCAAGUGUGGCGCAUGGACGUCUUGAAACGGUUCGAAAGCUUGCUGAACAUCAUUGUUGCAAGCUUUAGUAGUAAAAAUGAAGAUAAGGAAGAUGGGAGAACUUUGUAUUGGUCUGCACUCAAGCCCUUGUCUCUAGAAUUAAUUCCUGGGAGAGAUUUGGAACCCAUAGAAUAUGAUCUGUCAAAGGACCUGAACUUUUUGUCAAGUAAUGUAGAUAGUCAGGUGUGGACUUCAGAUAUGUUAAAAAUCUUAAUCGAUGAAAUAACACCAGUUCUGAUGGAUGUGUUUGCUGAAGAAGUUUCUGAAUUUAUAUCACAGAUACCAGAUCCAUGGGUGAAAUCUGGAGGUGUCGUGUCAGUAAGCAGUUCUUUGGAAAAUUGCUUUUUGCCUCCUGAGGUUGCUGGAAAUGUUAAUGUUAUCACUCAGAUAUUUUGCUCUCUCGGAAAGUGGGUUCAAAUACUGUCUAAAACAGACCGUAAAUUGGAAACAUGGUUUGUUGACAAAUUCUGUAAUAUUUGUGAAAGUCUUAUGAAGGGAUUUCCUUACUGGACAAAGAUCAAAAUGCAGCAAAAUUCUCCUGCUAGAAAUGCUGAAGCAUUUAUGCCUAACAAUUCAUGA